AAAAAAUGGAGCCCAAGUCAAGCUUGACUCCAACUCUGUGUCGCAAUGGCUGCCGAUCCUACGGUUCACCAGAUACAGAUGGUCUCUGUUCUCUAUGUUUCAAAGAAACCAUGAAAGAUAACCAGCAACCGACAGUUAAUACUGAUUCACAAAAAAUAUAUGAGAAUUCCGAUCAGCUGCCAAGUAUGCCCAGUAAUCCUGUUUCCAUGAAUACGUCUAUCGAAUCUACUAUUUCUACGGUUUCGCACUCUGCCACAGAAUUAUUAAAUUUAGAAGAAAUCAACAGUGAAAUAAAAGUUAGUGAUAUAGUUAUUAAUAGUGACGUAACAGAUUGUUCAGCCCGAAAAGUUGACACAGAUGAUUGGGUUAAUGAAAACAGAGCCCGUAAAAAAUCUAAAAAGCCUAAAAACCGUUGCGCUGAAUGCCACAAAAACACCGGCUUAGUGGGAUUUGACUGUCGCUGUGGAGGACUUUUCUGCUCCAAGCAUCGAUAUAGCGACAUGCAUGAUUGCAAAUUUGAUUACAAAGAAAUGGGCGCUCAAGAAAUACGGUCUCAAAAUCCAGUUGUAAUCGGCGAAAAAAUCAGGAAAAUUUAAACUAUUUAAGCACAUGUUAGCCGUCAAGUUGAAAAUGAAGGAGAGACCCGCAAAACUUUAGUCUAGUAUGAUAAGUUUACACUUUCAAGAUAUCAAAAAAUACUUGUACAAAUUGGUAGCAGUCAACAAAUAUAUAAGAAAUUCCUAGUUAGCACGAGUCAUAAGAUCGUGUUAAUUACGUUCCUACCCUUUGUACAGACAAACAUUGAAUGAUUUAGUGAGAUCUUCGGACUGAUGCGCAACAAUUUUUUUGCAUUGCUGAUGUUGUUGAAAAAAUGACCAAACUUGAUUAUUUAGAGGAAGCAAAAGUUGUAACAAUGUUGAUAAUUUGAAAUAAGAUGCGAAACAUGAAAAUUUUAAAUGAACCAUUUCCAUAAACGAUGCAUGAGAAAUUCCUAGUUAGCAUGAGUAUUAAGAUAGUGUUGAUUACGUUCCUAUUCUUUGUACAGACAAACAUUGAAUGAUUUAGUGAGAUCUUCGGACUGAUGCGCAACAAUUUUUUUGCAUUGCUGAUGUUGUUGAAAAAAUGACCAAACUUGAUUAUUUAGAGGAAGCAAAAGUUGUAACAAUGUUGAUAAUUUGAAAUAAGAUGCGAAACAUGAAAAUUUUAAAUGAACCAUUUCCAUAAACGAUACAUGAGAAAUUCCUAGUUAGCAUGAGUAUUAAGAUAGUGUUGAUUACGUUCCUAUUCUUUGUACAGACAAACAUUGAAUGAUUUAGUGAGAUCUUCGGACUGAUGCGCAACAAUUUUUUUGCAUUGCUGAUGUUGUUGAAAAAAUGA
Molecule: messenger RNA, 1377 nt
Organism: Microplitis demolitor
Lineage: Eukaryota; Metazoa; Arthropoda; Insecta; Hymenoptera; Braconidae
Product: AN1-type zinc finger protein 6-like
Exons: 2
Coding region: 6-596 (196 amino acids)
Molecular function (GO): zinc ion binding; DNA binding
Source: RefSeq, a predicted model, not a curated record